AUGGAGAAUUUAUCGAUAUCAGACGCCCCUCCGCAAGGGCCCGGUCCGGUGCUCGGCGCAGGGCCGGGCCGCGUCCCUCCGCCCACCCAAGCCCAGCUUCCCGCCCAGAUGUUUACUACGGCUGCACAGCUCCUUGACCUGACAGACAAAAAGCUCCUGAUCGCUCUCCGAGACGGGCGCAAGCUGACCGGCGUGUUGCGAAGCUGGGAUCAAUUCGCCAACCUCGUCCUGCAGUCCACCGUCGAGCGUCUUUUCGUACCCCCGAGCCCGAGCACCGGAGAACGCGGCCUCUACGCGGACAUCUCCCGCGGUCUAUUCCUUGUCCGCGGCGAGAACGUCUUGCUUCUAGGGGAGAUCGACCUCGACAAGGACGAUGACCCACCCGCGGGCUACGAUAAGGCUGAGCUCCAGGUGGUAGAGGCACUGUUAAAGAAGCGCAAGGCGGAGGAGAAGGCCAGGGAGAAGUCGCGACUAAAGAAGCUUGCCAGUCUUGGGUUUGAAGGCGAGCACUCUGGCGAGAUCAUCUUUUGA
Pyricularia pennisetigena is the source of this 531-nucleotide messenger RNA. RefSeq lists its product as uncharacterized. The record is from RefSeq and is a predicted model, not a curated record. Gene Ontology annotation, biological process: deadenylation-dependent decapping of nuclear-transcribed mRNA. The coding region runs from base 1 to 531 and encodes 176 amino acids. Gene Ontology annotation, cellular component: P-body; Lsm1-7-Pat1 complex. Gene Ontology annotation, molecular function: RNA cap binding. Lineage: Eukaryota; Fungi; Ascomycota; Sordariomycetes; Magnaporthales; Pyriculariaceae. The transcript is spliced from 3 exons.